AUGAUGGAUGUUAAAUCGUAUCCAGUCGAUCCAUCGUAUGCCGAUCCACCAGUUAGUGAGACUGACUAUUCAACUUGGAGCAUUGUCAAAGCAGUUCAGUAUGGAAUCACCAAACGGGUUAUUGAGUUAGUAGAACCAUCUGACCCACAAGUCAUUGGUUAUGAUGUGAAUCAACUCGACGAUGAGGACGUUUCACUCUUACACUGGGCAGCUAUAAACAAUCGCCUAGCUAUCGCUCGUUAUCUCCUAUCAAAAGGUGCACUGAUAGAUAGACCUGGUGGUCAUCUUGCUGCAACUCCGCUACACUGGGCUAUUAGGCAGUCACAUUUAAGUAUGGUACACUUCCUUGUGCAACGAGGCGCUGAUCAAACAUUUUCGGACAACACUGGAUUAGGAUGUAUUCAUGUUGCAAUACAAAUCGGAAACAUUCCAGUUAUUGUUUAUCUCCUUGCUCACGGAAUUAAUGUGGACACUCGUGAUGCUAAUGGAUUAACUCCAUUGAUGAUAGCCUGCAUGCAUGUACGAUCAGUUGAUAUAUUUCGCCUGCUAAUCUCAUGGGGUGCUAAUCUACAAUUGACGGAUCCAAGAGGCAAUUCUGUUGCGCAUUAUGCUGUGAAUUUUGCUAAUUUUCAAGCUGUUAUGCAGUUAGAUAAGGCUGGUGCUGAUUGGAAUGCAAUAAAUGAUGAAGGGAAGGUGCCAUAUGAAGUUCGUGUAGUUCCAUGGUUAACCGACAAAGUGAAACAAAUGGCAACUGUACAAAAAAUGAUGAGUUCGUCACAUCGUCUAUCUCGUCUCGGCUGUUCCAUGCUUCACCACUCACCUAUUUGGCGUCAGAGGAUAACUGUCUCACUGCCACCUUUAGUUCUACUCACUUGUUGUCUUCUUGUUAACUGGGAUAUUACAUCUACGAUGCAUCAUUUAAAUUUUAUCAGUCAGUCUUCAAGUGUUUCACUAUGGAUAAUUUAUCUUGUGAAAUUUAUUCUUUUACUUAUAUUAUCGGUAGCAACGCGUUUUGCCAUUGAAAGGUUUUCCGACCAUAAAUCACAGGCUAUCAUGUUAUUCAGUCUAGCUACAAGUACAACAUUACUCCUAACAACUACUUAUUUAUUCUAUGUCACACUACACAUACCUGACUAUUGGAUGCUGCAUUUUUGGUUCCUAUUCUUCAUCACCCUAUUAUGGUCUGCUUUUAUCCUAUGCUGUACCAAAGAUCCUGGUUAUGUAAGCGAACUGAAAAAAGAAUCACAACAGGAAACAAUCCUUCAGUUGCUUGAUGAAGCAUUAUCCCCUUUAAAUGCCUCUAAAUUAUCAGAUGAUGAAGAUUAUCUGCAAGCAACUUCAAUACCAGCUAAUCCAUUACAACGCUUCUGUACCACUUGCUUUAUUCGCAAACCACUAAGAUCAAAGCACUGUUCAACAUGUGAUCGAUGCGUUGCUAGAUUUGAUCAUCAUUGUCCAUGGAUAUAUAAUUGUGUUGGAAUGCAGAAUCAUUUCUACUUCAUUGUCUAUUUAUUAGCAACAAGUAUUUCAUGUGGUUUAUUUAUGCUGGGUACAAUUGUUUACUGGCAAAAUGAAUUCAGUUGUCUGCCUCAUUCGAAGAUGAGUAAAUCUGUAGAAUUUGAUCCACUUAUUACAAUAGGAGGAUAUAUAUCAUGUAAUCCAUGGCUUACAUUCUGUUUUAUCAAUGCGGCCUUCUAUUGUUUUUGGACAACUUUAUUAUUUGGUUCACACUUAUAUCAAAUGGUAUGGUUAAAUGCGACUACAAAUGAACGUAUUAAUAUAGAUAGAUAUGUUGAAUUUACCGGUGGUUUACAAGUAUCCAAUCAGUCAAACAAUAAGCCGUCAAAUAAUGAAGAUCAACAAAAGUACAGUCGACCAUAUGAUCAUGGAUUAUGGCGUAAUCUGCUCGAUUUGAUCGGUUUACCUGGUUUCAUUGUCAAUUCAAAUAAAAAAGUUGAUUGGCGACAGAUAUAUGGACUUGAACAAUUGAAAGACUCUCCAAUUCAAAUGAAUUAUCUUGAUUCAAUAAAUAUUCAUGUAGGUAAACGAUUAUAAGACUGGUGACUAUUCAUGUGGAAAUAUACAUUCAUUGCAAUUCCCUGAAAUUGUACAUAAAUGCACUUGUUCGACAUUCGAAUGCUGAUCAAUCAUUUACGCUUUCCGUAUUUCUCCUUGACCAAUAUUACAUUGAACUUUAUUUAUAUUGGAUAUGCGAAAAUUUGUUUCACUGUGAUACUAUUAGGUUAUUACAGCAUUAUUGUUUCAUUCUUUAUGUGGGAGUUCCCAGAACUGAUAUUGCAUUAUGAGAUAGUUAGUCCAUGAUUUACUGCAUUGUCUUUUCCCAAAAAAUCUUUACUCGUUCAGUUUUGUUGACGAAGCCUUUCUAAAAGUUUUUCCAUUGCCUCCAAAACAAUCAUUAGUUAUCUCAGUCGUUCAUACACAUAUCGAAAUUUAACAUGAAUAUUUCAUAAUAAAAAGUGUUUUCGCAUCUCACUUCUUUCCAGUUGGGAAUCUUGGUGAAAAGCGGUGAUAAGAUUGGGUAAUUAUUUGUUUAGACAGUUCGUUCUGAAUCUUACAUCAGGCGUCCUCUCUGGGCUUUGAGCGCUCACUAUUCCAGUUUUUGCAUGUGUAUUAAUCUUAUCAAAACAAAUUUCAACUUUUUACGGUUUUUCUCAUCAUCAGCAUCUGUAUACUCACAUUUAUUUUACCUAAGGUUUCAUUUUUCAUGUUAGUGUACCAUUUGGUUUAUGCUUUUGUCAUUAGGUAUUACUUUACAGAGUUGUAACUCUUCCUAUUAAAUUAUUCCUUUCCGUUAUAUUUAUUUUAUGUUUUCUCUCGAAAUGUUAGUACUAUUCAUAAUAAUAUACUAUUUCUUUGUUCAUCGGUAGUACUUAACCAUGUGUUUCUAAUACUUUUGUGUAUCUCAAAUUUGUGUUACACUCAUACAUGUAUAAACUAAGUAUAAAAAGGAAAGUGAUACUCCUACUUCUUAUCUGAGUGCUGAUUGUGGUGUUUAUUUUUAUACAAUAAAACCUCGGUAUUGUGACU
Messenger RNA from Heterobilharzia americana, 3048 nucleotides. NCBI's taxonomy places the organism in Eukaryota, Metazoa, Platyhelminthes, Trematoda, Strigeidida, Schistosomatidae. The record is from the annotation of a GenBank genome assembly.